This is a messenger RNA of Gymnodraco acuticeps, 3397 nucleotides long. It is a transcript of the gene nr1d4a, whose product is annotated as nuclear receptor subfamily 1, group D, member 4a. The record is from RefSeq and is a predicted model, not a curated record. Bases 503 to 2203 code for a protein of 566 amino acids. NCBI's taxonomy places the organism in Eukaryota, Metazoa, Chordata, Actinopteri, Perciformes, Bathydraconidae. Gene Ontology annotation, biological process: cell differentiation; negative regulation of transcription by RNA polymerase II; hormone-mediated signaling pathway. Gene Ontology annotation, molecular function: RNA polymerase II cis-regulatory region sequence-specific DNA binding; nuclear receptor activity; zinc ion binding. The transcript is spliced from 8 exons.
UUGAUCACUCUAAAAGGCGGUCACAUUUCACAUACUCACCGACAAACGUGAUAGAUGUGGGUGUGUGUAUCAGUGGGUGUGUAUGUCAUGCCUGACACUUAGCUCACGGAUAUGCUGAUUUAUCUUUUUUUUUCUCAUCAUGAGAAUCUUUUAAUCUUCGCUCGUGCAACACCACACUCGCUCGCGUCGAGGCGCAGUAUCUCAAGAACAGAAGGCAUCCAUGUAUCUUUGAGAAGACCAGUCUGUUCAACUCACCUCUGCCAGACCUGAGCUGAGCACCAAGAGAGACACAUCUCUACAACUUACUGGGAGACAACUUUACGCUCACUGGAAACAUUUCCAUAACUUCUUGAUAUUUGUAGCUGUUUGGAGCAGGUGUUUUACGCAAAGCUGUUUUUUGACUUCCUCACCUGUCUUCAAAAGACUUUAGCUCCAGUCUUGUGACUUUCAACUACAUCUAUUUUCAAGUACGUUUGAAAGUGAUAGCCAUCUACAAGAGAACAUGGAUAACAGCCCUGGUGGUGGCGUCAUCUUGUACGCAGGGACCUCCGGCAGCUCCAGCCCCAGCCUCGGCAGUCCUGGAAGCCCCUCCAGUGGGUAUCAGACCCAGUCCCCUUCUCCACACUCCCAGCCAUCAUCUCCAGAGGAGGUGGUCUUCACAGAGAUUGGGGUUGUUAAACAAAGGGCAGCUUCAUGCAGAACCUUAUCCUCCAAACUGGUAUUCCAGUUUCCACAGCUCCAAAGUGCCCCCCCAGCGGCAGCCACUCCACAGCAUACGUUUGCACACCCCAUUGCAGGAAAGAGGCCAUGCGGGUUCACAGGAGCUUUCACAAAGACAGGUGGAAUGGUCCUGCUUUGCAAAGUCUGUGGUGACAUUGCAUCUGGUUUCCACUAUGGAGUUCAUGCAUGUGAAGGAUGCAAGGGUUUUUUCCGCCGCAGCAUCCAGCAGAACAUCAACUACAAGAUGUGUGUGAAGAAUGAGAGCUGUCUGAUCAUGCGCAUGAACCGCAACCGGUGCCAACACUGCCGCUUCAAGAAAUGCCUCUCUGUUGGCAUGUCAAGAGAUGCUGUGCGUUUUGGCCGCAUCCCCAAAAGAGAGAAGCAGCGGCUCCUGGAUGAGAUGCAGAGCUACAUGAAUAGCCUGAAUGAGUCAGCUGCCAUGGAGAUGGAAUCCCCUUCAGUGAGGGAAACUGCCAGCUGCACAGAAGAUGGCAACUCAAAAGAGGCCAUCGGGGAAAUCUCCAGAGCCUAUCGCGACAUCUUCACCAGCAGCAACAGCGAAGAGAAACCAACCAAGAGCUCUAACAUCUCCUCCAACACAUGUCCCUUUUCUCAGGAUGCCAGCUUUCCCCAAGUGUCCUCUCACCCCGCCUCCAUCCAGAGUUAUCAGUCUUACCCUGUUGUCCCUAAUGACAACACAUCCACAUUCCACAAUGUUGACAACAAUCGCUCCUCCUACUUAGUUUCAACAAAUCAGAAUCAAGAUCAGUCCAACAGUACAACCUCUCAAAGGGGCAGCUCUGCCAAUCAUAACAGUUUUCACAAUGCAGGAAGUUCCCAAAACCAGCCCUCCUGCCCAUGGAAAUUAGCUUCAGGAGCUAAAGUGCUGGCAUGUCCCCUCAAUGCGUGGCCUGUAUCAGGGGCAGAGUGCACGAGUCAGCAGAUAUGGGAAUCCUUCUCGCAGUGUUUUACUCCUGCUGUCAAGGAGGUGGUAGAGUUCGCCAAGGGCAUCCCAGGGUUUCAAGAGCUUGGCCAACAAGACCAAGUCAUGCUGCUCAAAUCAGGCACUUUCCAGGUUUUGAUGGUGAGGUUCUGCACCUUGUUCAAUGCUGAGGAGCAUACAGUAACUUUCCUGAACGGCCUAACUUACCCACUGUCCACCCUGCGGGCCUUAGGCAUGGGCACUCUGCUGGACGCAAUGUUUGACUUCAGUGAGAAGUUGGGCUCCCUGGGGCUAGAGCCUGAUGAAAUGGCCCUCUUUAUGGCUGUGGUGCUGGUGUCUGCAGAUCAUUCUGGCAUCUUGGACAUGCAGGCUGUGGAGCAGCUUCAGGAGGGUCUGAUCCGUGCCCUACGGUCACUGAUCACUCGCCGUCGCCCAGAUGAGAACACCCUCUUCCCUAAACUCCUCCUGCGCUUGCCAGACCUGCGCACCCUCAACAAUAUGCACUCCGACAAACUGCUGGCCUUUCGCAUUGACCCUUAAGCAGGCUGCUUGUUCACGGAGAACACAGACACAAACUGUUUUACAGAAAAACAUACAGAACACACACAAUUACAGAUAUUAUCUUCCAUGGACAGGACCUUCUAGAAAAUUGAAGAAAAAGGAUUUGUAAAACCUGAGGAGUGGUUUUCAAAGAAUAAUUGAAGGCAGUAACAAACCUUUUGAUUCACUAUUGAUUAUACUUACUCAUGUAUACACAUAAACCUCAACACCUCUUGAAAGACAUUGUCUCAGUAGAGAAAUGUAUGACCACGUAGAUUUAGUAUUGCUGUUUUGGAGAAAUUAUGUGGGCACUUGCUCAAUAUGUCCAGUAUACCUAAGAAUAAAAUCUGUUCACUUCUGUUUAUUCCUUAUGCUGUGCAGCUUCCAUCACUAAGCAGUAGCUAAAAGACAGCACUCACUUAGGGAACAUUAGGGCUGACUGACUUUGUAUGUCUGUGGUUAAGGUAAAGGGAACCUGUACAUAAUACAUAGUGAAAAGCGAAAUAUUAAAGGUAAAUGUGUAUCAAUGUUUCACAAACAUACCACCUGCAUUACUCAAAUGAGACCACUAUUUUGGCACUUGUACACGACAGGAUACAUUCAGUCUCUUACUUUUUUGACAAAUCUUCCAGGCGCACCUUAAGUCUAAGUUUGACUCCUUCAUAAGUGAAUGGCAUGUUUUAUUAUUUCAAAAAAACAUUGUAUACCUGUCACUAUAUUGUAUGACUGCUGGACUGGUCGAGACACGUAAUGCAUGUUUGGAUUUGUAGUUCCUUUGUUUAUUUUUGAUGCUGUAAAUAUUAUAUGACCCUAAUGUCAAGGUAUCAAUGACUGAUUUGAUGUGAUGGACCGGACAGAUGAGUUUGGUGUAAAGAAGAAUGUACUGACCUUCCCGUAAUAGGUUUGGGUUUGGCCAUGCCAAGGGGGCUUUGCACAGGAGAAUAUCAGAUAGGGAUUUUGACAUGGUUUAGACUCAUUGAUGAUGUAACCAACCAGCAUAAUCCCUGAAGUCACCAGCAUUCACUCCAACGUUCACCCUUCCUCUGCCCACAAUGUUUGUCAUACAAACACAAGAGAUAUUUUUGUGAGCAAUCUUAUUUGAUUGGUCUUCUCACUGUUUGUUUGUUUGAUUUUGGCUGAUUGUACAUUUUGUAAAUAAGUAUUCCUAUAUAGAAAUUAUAUAAUGAUAUAAAG